UUCCACAAAAACUCUCUCACAGAGAAACUCUGAAAUCAUAACAUUUUUUUUUUUGGUUUGGUUACAAUCUUUCAAUGACUAGUUGCCUUAAGCUUGAAGUUCAGACAGAAGACCAAACUCCUCACAAAUGGUGUAUUUCAUUAGCCGAGGACGAAUUCAAGAGGUUACUCUCCCAUGGAAAUCCAGUAGUGCAUAAGGUAUUUGGAGAAGGAUCAUUGUUUAGUCCAUUGUUGUUUGGGAAAUUCUUUGAUCCAUCAGAUGCCUUUCCUCUAUGGGACUUUGAAUCAGAUAGCUUAUUAUCAAAUCUAAGGAACUCUGGUAAGAGCUCAGUUGAUUGGUUUCAGACAGAUCAAGCUUAUGUUCUUAAAGCAGAACUUCCAGCAGGGGUAGGGAAAACGAAUAAUGUACAAAUCCAUGUCGAAAAAGGGAAAAUUGUUGAAAUUUUUGGACAACUGAAGUUGCUGCAGAGAGAAUCCCAGAAAAAGGAUUGGAGAAGCUGCAAUUGGUGGGAAUAUGGAUAUGUAAGGAGACUUGAACUACCAGAAGAUGCGGAUUGGAGAAGAAUAGAGGCCUAUCUAAGUGUCGACGUGGUUCUCGAGAUCCGAAUUCCUCGAAAUCUUUUGCAUUCUGAUACUUCUGCCAGUGGAGUUGGAAAAAAUUCAGAAUGAAUGUGGAACAAUUGACACAGAAACACAAAAAUGUGAUAAUCUUGACAUGAUGAAAAUUUUUUAAUCUGAUUUAAAACCAUGAGAUUGACCAUGUGAGAAUAUGUGUUAAAGUUAUGAACAUUUGGUUUCAGAUAGCAGAUACAGGCCAUGUUAAUUAUCUGCAAUUCAGACCUGGAUCUCUUGUUUUUCCAUGUAUUUGGUGGGUCUUUGGAGGGUCAUAUUCCCAUACUCAUAUAUGUGUCGACUAUGUACUGGAAAUGAGCACUUCAAUAAAAAUGAAAAAUCCGGACAA
Molecule: messenger RNA, 960 nt
Organism: Gossypium raimondii (Peruvian cotton)
Lineage: Eukaryota; Viridiplantae; Streptophyta; Magnoliopsida; Malvales; Malvaceae
Product: 21.7 kDa class VI heat shock protein
Exons: 2
Coding region: 75-668 (197 amino acids)
Source: RefSeq, a predicted model, not a curated record